AGUCUCUAACUGGUAUCUAAAUGCACCAUGCAGGAGCCUCUUCUGACCCUUUUCUCCAGGAAAGAAGAAACACAGUCACCAAGCACAGCCAAGGAACAAUCAUUCCAUGAUAUUGCUCUUGCCCCAUCACUGGCUCAAUCAGGUUCUCCUGAUAUCACCAAUGAUACAAAGAGAAGUUCUUGCUUUAACCUCAUUGCCAACUUGAGCAUCAGAAAAAGGAAGAUUAACCAUCGCUCCCGCUCUGCUCCAUCCAUAUUAAUCACUGACAUGAAGGUAGAUUUUCAUGAUCCCUCUGAAACCAGACCUGCAUAUAGGUCAUCAACUUCAAUAGUUAGGCUAUCUUUCAUUGGUGUUUUCUUGUAUGUAGCUACUGGGGUUUUAGUGUACAUGACUAGUGGCAGUUUCAGGGGAACCACCACAUUCAGGCCUGUAGAUGCUGUGUACUUCACAGUGGUAACUCUAUGUACUAUUGGGUAUGGUGACAUUGUUCCUGAUUCCAUAUUUACCAAGAUAUUUACAUGUGGUUUCAUUUUGGUGGGUUUUGGAAUUAUUGGUUUUCUGCUCAAUGAGUUGGUGGUAUACAUUUGUGACACAAAUGAGGCAUUCUUAUUGAGCAUGAUGGAUGAGAAUCGAUACAAGAAAAUUCUCAGUACAUAUAUGGUUGAUGAAGAGAAGGGAAGAAUGAGGAUAAGAACCAAAGUUUGUCUUGCUUUGGCUGUUGUCAUUGGCUGUGUUGCUAUAGGAACAGUUACAUCACACUUUUUAGAGGAUCUGGAUUGGGCUGACAGUUUUUAUCUCUCGGUCACUUCUGUUACAACGGUUGGUUAUGGGGAUUAUUCUUUCAAAACUGUAGCUGGAAGAUGUUUUGCAAGUCUAUGGCUUUUGGUAAGCACAUUGGCCGUUGCCAGAGCCUUCCUGUAUCUCACUGAUUAUAACAUGCACAAGAGAAACCGUGAGAUGGCAAAAUGGAUUCUUCAGAAGAAGAUAACCUUAUCAGAUUUAGCAGCUGCAGACCUUGAUAAUGAUGGGUCAAUCAGCAAGUCUGAAUUUCUCAUAUACAAGCUUAAGCAGAUGGGGAAAAUUACAGAGAUUGACAUUCUGCAAAUAAGCAAACAAUUUGAUUCCUUGGACCCUGGCAUGUAUGGCAAGAUUACUCUAGCUGACCUGAUGGAAACUGUCUAAUUCAACCAACUCUCCUACAAGGGCGGACCGGUGCACAAGACUACCGAUAAUGUAGAGCUUGCGGAGUGCCCCCCAUUUUUGCAGUCACAACCCAACAGCACCAUCACUGCAGAAGUUGUGACUAUCAUCAAGACAAAGACAACCUUACUGU
Lotus japonicus is the source of this 1333-nucleotide messenger RNA. Its product is annotated as two-pore potassium channel 3-like. Gene Ontology annotation, molecular function: potassium ion leak channel activity. NCBI's taxonomy places the organism in Eukaryota, Viridiplantae, Streptophyta, Magnoliopsida, Fabales, Fabaceae. The coding region runs from base 28 to 1182 and encodes 384 amino acids. The transcript has 2 exons. Gene Ontology annotation, cellular component: plant-type vacuole membrane. Gene Ontology annotation, biological process: potassium ion transmembrane transport; stabilization of membrane potential. The record is from RefSeq and is a predicted model, not a curated record.